GAAGAAGAAGUGACGUAGCUCCUCUCCGCUGUUCCCAUUGGCUCUCACAGCUCCAGCCGGUCAGCUGAUCAGAGCAGCGGAGAGGCUACUGGAGGCUGCUGGAGGCUACUGGAGGCUACUGGAGGCUACGCUCUGCUCUUUAGUCUUAUUCAAACUACACCUUAGACAUUUGGACUAAAGCUUCGCCUCCAUAGGAAGAGGAGGGAGAGGAGGGAGAAGAGGAAGAGGAGGGAGAGGAGCGCCGUUAAAGCCGCCAGCUGAUCCGGUGACUCCCACUGAUACCGACCACAUCCGGUCUGGAUAUGAACUCUGAGAUUAGCUUCACUUCAGCUCCAGUUUCACUGCUGUAGAGAGAAGAGCUGCACCUCCAGACAGAGAGACACACACAGACAGACAGGUAGACACAGAGAGAGACAGACAGGUAUACACAGAGAGACAGACAGGUGGAGAGACAGAAAGACAGACAGCUAGAGAGACAGACAGAGAGGUAGACAGGGGGUUACCUGUCUGCGGGGUCCAGAUGGGGAACAGUGCUCUGAAGUCUCACCUGGAGACGUCCCAGAAGACCGGGGUGUUCCAGCUGACAGCGAAGGGUCUUCAGGAGUUCCCGGAGGAGCUGCAGAGACUCACCAGCAACCUCCGGACCGUCGACCUGUCAGGGAACAAGAUCGAGGUCCUUCCCCCCGCCGUCGGGAACUUCCUCCAGCUCAAGAGUCUCACGCUGAACUCCAACAGACUGGAUCUCGCUGCUGGCGGCAGAGGUGUCUCUGUGUCCCCGUCUGAAGGUCCUCCGUCUGGAGGAGAACUGCCUGGAGCUGUCCUCCAUCCCCGAGUCCAUCCUGAAGGACUCCCAGGUGUCCUUGUUCUCAGUGGAGGGAAACCUGUUCGAGGUCAGGAACCUCCGAGACCUGGAGGGCUACGACAAGUACAUGGAGCGCUUCACGGCCACCAAGAAGAAGUUCACCUGAAGACGCUCAACGGUGAGUCUGAACCUCAGAGCGCCACCUGGGAGGGGCGGGGUCAGCUGAGACUCCGCCCCCCACCAACGCCACUGCCGUUGCCACCGCCGCCGCCGCUGCUGCUGCUGCUUCUUCUUCUGCUGCUGCGACAAACCAGACCUGCCCCCCCCCCACCACCUGGACCACAUGAGAAGACCUGCUGCUUCCUGUCUGUCUCAUCUCGACACGGAGAAACUGAUUUAACACCAGAGAAGAAGAAGCUGGUGCCGUUAACCCUUCGCUGUGUUCCCAGUGGACAGCAGAGACUCAGGGAUGCGUUCACAGUAACACUACGUUCACUAACGUUCACUAACGUUCACUAACGUUCCUCUCUUUAAGUUAUUAUUUCCUUUAACCUGUAAAAGUCUAUAUCUAUAUAUCUAUAUAUCUAUAUAUCUAUAUAUCUAUAUCUGAUCUGUUUGAGGGGGAGACUCAGAAGAGUUGAACUUGAAUGUAACGCUGGUUGAUCUCAGUCUAGUUUCUCUGGUUCAGCAGGAAGUCGAGGAUUCACAGCUGAAAUAAUAAAUCAAACAUCACAGAAUCAUCUGCAACAAUCUGAAGUCAAUAUUUAAAAUAAAUAAAUCACCUCUCAGACGUGAAUCUGCUGGUUUUGGACACUUGAAGACGUGAAUCUGCUGGUUUUGGACACUUGAAGACGUCCAUUUGGACGUUUUUACACAAAAGAAUAAAUCCAGAAUAUCAGAUGAAUCUAAUAACUGUUAAUAUGUUAAUAGAUUACAAUCCUCCGUCAGAGAGAGUUUAAAUGAUGAGAUCAGAGCAGAUCAAUACGUUGUGAUCGGCGUAUCUUCAUGUUAAAACACAUGAAGAGGAAGAAGAAGAAGAGCAGUGUGAAUGUGACGAAGGAAAGAAAUUAACAUUUAGAUGAAAAGUUAAAAGAAUAUUAAAACAUAUUGAAAUCUGUCGAUCCGUUUCAGAUGAUCAAUAACAGGUUGUGAUUAAUAUCUGACCCGUGUUCUGAAGGAGAGAGUUUUACUUUCUGUUUGUCAUGUCCUGGAACAUUAAUUAAUAAAUGAAUAUCUGAUGAAUUGAACUCGAUCUGAGAGCAGAGCAGCUGGUAUCUAACAUCCUGUUUCAGAUGAUGAUGAUGAUGAGGUGGUUUAUUCUGAUUCAGUAGAUAAUGGACAGAGACUCAUUGAAGGACAUUAACACACAUAUUAUUAUUAUUGUUAUUAUUAUUGAUCAUGUUUGGACUUCCUGUUUCCUGUCUUUAAUGUGAAACACUAACUCGUGUCUACUUCCUGUCCGCUGCAUGUUUAAAGUAUUCUUCUAUAUAAAGCAUGUACAGCGUUAAAUAAAGCUCCGUGUCAUAUUUCA
Molecule: messenger RNA, 2333 nt
Organism: Sebastes umbrosus (honeycomb rockfish)
Lineage: Eukaryota; Metazoa; Chordata; Actinopteri; Perciformes; Sebastidae
Gene: lrrc57
Product: leucine rich repeat containing 57
Exons: 5
Coding region: 521-1321 (266 amino acids)
Molecular function (GO): protein binding
Source: RefSeq, a predicted model, not a curated record